AUGUUUGUGUUUGGCUUUGGCUUUGAUAUAAAAAGCAAAGAUUACAAGGUUGUUAAGAUGACCUAUUCUCAAAGUCGAGGAGCAUUUUUGCUGCCACCUAAAGUUGAAAUUUUUUCACUUAGUCUGGGAAUUUGGAAGCAACUUGAUGGUUUUAUUCCAGAGAGCUACAUUGUGGAGUACUUUUAUAAACAAGCUGUUGUUCAUGGGAAAGUCCACUGGACUGGUUACAAAAUCGAUGUCGAAAGAAAAAGGAUGAAGAAUUUGAUUCUGGCAUUUGAUUUAAGUGAUGAGAUUUUUGUGGAAUUACAAUUACCAGAAUGCUUGGUUAUUGGACUACCUAUGAAUCUGAAUACAGCAGAGUUUGGGGAAUCACUUGCUAUAUAUCACUACGACAAGUGUGCUUGGACCUGGAUUUGUUCAAUUUGGGUAAUGAAAGAGUAUGGUGUUGUCGAGUCAUGGAGCAAGGAAUUCAAUAUCGUUCUUGACUGGGAACCUGGAAUGAUUCUGGGCUUUAGGAACAACAGUGAAAUACUUUUGACAAGAAGAACAGGACAGCUUGUGUCUUAUAAUCUCGAGACACAUGAAAAGAUGAAUUUUGAUAUCAUUGGCACUAAAAACUCAUUUUUUAUGGGAACUUACGAGGAAAGCCUUGUUUUGCUCAAUGAAGGACAGCUACUGUUGCCAAAUGAUUUUUCAUCUGAGGCCGACCGAGAUGAAUGCUAG
This is a messenger RNA of Nicotiana tabacum (common tobacco), 723 nucleotides long. RefSeq names its product F-box protein CPR1-like. The record is from RefSeq and is a predicted model, not a curated record. NCBI's taxonomy places the organism in Eukaryota, Viridiplantae, Streptophyta, Magnoliopsida, Solanales, Solanaceae.